Temnothorax curvispinosus is the source of this 1239-nucleotide messenger RNA. RefSeq lists its product as uncharacterized. Gene Ontology annotation, molecular function: protein binding. NCBI's taxonomy places the organism in Eukaryota, Metazoa, Arthropoda, Insecta, Hymenoptera, Formicidae. Bases 1 to 1152 code for a protein of 383 amino acids. The transcript is spliced from 6 exons. The record is from RefSeq and is a predicted model, not a curated record.
AUGACAUCCCAUUAUCAACCUUUAUAUUACGAGAGUUGUAGUCGAUAUCCCUAUGUCGGCAGAGUAUCCGUAGGAGAGGAGGGUAAUGUUGACUUCAUCUAUCAAUUUGCGAAGAAGAGAUUUGUUUCCAAGAACCAUCAGAAUAUUAGCAUAUAUCACACUGCCCCUGACAUAAUUGGACCACCCAAAUUUCAAAACUAUGGAGAACUAUUUCAUUUACCAUUUCUUUAUGAAAACAUGUUGAGAUACUAUAGCCGUAUCGAUAUUUCGAUAUCUCCAUGGCAAAACAAAGAUAUUUGUGAUGGGGCUGAGUCUAUUUGGCAAUGGAAUCAGACGGAGGAAAAUAAUUAUAUGUAUAUCGAGUUUCAUGAAGCUGUGUAUCCAAUCAGAGUCUGUAUUUACGAAAUACAUCAUCCUGGAAACGUAAUUCAAAUUUCGGCUCAAGAUUCCAAUAAUCACUGGAUUCAGUUGUGGGAUGAAUCGUCUCAGAUUGUACCCCCAAAAUCAAGAUUAUUUUCUCCACCCUUGUCGCAUCAGUGUAACUUUAAAACCAAAAUGCUCAGACUAACAUUUAAAAACAGUUCACGUUUCUCUUACACAGAGCUAGAUGCGGUGAUGCUCAUCGGUACAUCAGAAUUGAUCCUUUCUAGAAAUCCUAACGAGAAUUUAACUAAUCUGUUAAAAAGAAUUAACAGCAUGUACUCUCCAUACCAGCAUGACGAUGCUCAUAAUUUAACAGCAGAUUUAAAAAGUGCACACUUUGAUAUAGUUCAUCUGCAACAGAAUUUUCCCGAAUAUUGUAUUAUUUAUAAAAGCGAUAUAAGAAGGAUUUCUUAUAAGAGUAAUUUGAAGCAAAAAAUAUCUCAGGAAGUAAUCCAUUGUUAUGAGCAACCUCUUGGAUGGAGAUAUUUGCGUCGUAUUUUAUUAAAAAGUCCUUCAAAUUAUGCAAAGCGUAUGAAACUCUCUUCGGAUGAAUCCAAGGACCUAUCACGUUGCAAUUUAUUGGCGCUUCCGUAUGAAAUACUACUAAAAAUAUUAAACUACUUAGAUCUGACGACGUUAUGCUGCAUGAGUUAUGUAGAUGAACGCUUCAAUAAUUUAAUACAGGACCCUCGUCUCUAUGAAGCAACUUUGCUGUUAAUGAUUUCGUAAACUUUCUUGAUAAUUGCGGCAAAAAUUUAACGCACUUAAAAUUAAGUUACUGCAAUGUCGAUUUAAAUCCUACUUAAAAUUUUAGAA